Molecule: messenger RNA, 3330 nt
Organism: Plectropomus leopardus (leopard coralgrouper)
Lineage: Eukaryota; Metazoa; Chordata; Actinopteri; Perciformes; Serranidae
Product: histone H4 transcription factor
Biological process (GO): anatomical structure development; regulation of transcription by RNA polymerase II
Molecular function (GO): RNA polymerase II cis-regulatory region sequence-specific DNA binding; DNA-binding transcription factor activity, RNA polymerase II-specific
Source: RefSeq, a predicted model, not a curated record
AAAGCAGACAAGCUCAGAGGAGGGAACAGAUGCUACAGCGGGAAACGUCCAGACUCGUGGUCAGGAUUGUGUGCAGCAGCAGCAGCUGAGUGCACAGUGAUCACCAUCAUGAUGACAACCAAGAGACUUUACAAGUUUGAGGUGUGGUGCGAGUGGGCUUCAUGUGACUUCCGUGGCCACACCAUGGAGGAGCUGAGUGAUCACAUGUCACUGCAUUUAAAGGACUACCUGGGAGAGAGUGAUGCCUUAGAAGAGCUUGAUGAGUAUGCUUGUCUCUGGAAUGGUUGUGAAUUUCUAUCCAUGGGUAGCCCUAGAGAGCUGGAGGUCCAUGCUUACUUCCACAACUACCACGGUAAGCUCAAGUUCAUCGGGUCACAGCUGCUCAAGUCCCGUCCUGAUUUGCCCAGCUGCAACCAAGGCUUGCACAGCAACAACCUGGUUCCUGAAGGAUCAGAUGGAUACGUUUGCCAGUGGGAGCACUGCGAUAGUUCAUUCAACAAUCCUGAGUGGUUCUAUCGACAUGUGGACAAUCACGUUGAGAGUGCAGAACCACAGUCCCUCCUGCAACAACAGCAGGCGGCUCUCUUCUGCCGCUGGACAGGCUGUGAUGCUUUCUUCAAAAUCAGAUACCGUUUGAGAGAACACAUGCGGAGCCACACUCAGGAGAGACUAGUAGCAUGUCCGACAUGUGGCAGCAUGUUCUCCAGCAACACAAAGUUGUUUGACCACCUACACAGACAGGCCGAGCCUAUUGAGUCACUGGUGUGUGAACAUUGUGGCAAAGCUUUUUCCAGUGAGAGGCUUUUGAGGGAUCAUGUUCGUCAGCAUGUGAAUCAGGUGAAAUGUCCUUUCUGUGAUAUGACCUGCACCACUUUGGCAGCUUUGAAGAUCCACAUCCGAUUCCGCCACUGCGAUGAGCGACCUUUCCCAUGUGACUUCUGUGACAAGAGAUUUAAGAACCCGCGCGAUCUUCAAAAGCACACAGAGGUUCAUAAUGAGGGGACUGUGUAUCACUGCACAGUGGAGGGUUGUGAUUAUUCCUGUUACUCAUUCCAAACGAUGAGCCACCACUUCAAGAGAGUGCACGAGGUCGGGGGCAUGUCAAAGUAUAAAUGCCAUAUCUGCGAUAAGGUCUUUUCCUGGUGUUACACUCUCACACUUCACCUCCGCAAGAAGCAUGAGCUGAAAUGGCCCUCUGGACAUUCUCGCUUUAGAUACAGGAAGGAUGUAGACGGCUUCCUAAAACUAAACAUGGUGCGUUUUGAGACCGUUGAAGUGACAAAGGAGAUCAUGAAAAACAUGGCCAAAAAGCCACAGAGCCUUCGGAAGAGUCAGAGAACCAGCAGCCGAAACAAGAGACCGGCAGUCGCACCAGAGAGCGGCCGAAGCUCUCCUGCAGGCUCCUCAUCGCCCUCCUCCAGCUCCUCCUCCUCGGACUCCACAGAGCUCUCUGGAGGUGAGGACGUUUCGUCUCAGCCGAGCCCCAGAGGCAGUGACUCUCCUGUCUAUUGUGUCAUGAGCACAAUCCCUCACAUUGAGGAGGAGCCUGGAGGAUUAUCUCAGGAGGACUGUGAAGGCAGCGGGACAUCCGGAGCGGUCCAGGCCCUGACGGAGGUUGCGAGGGGCCUGGGCAUGGAUGUGGUGUGAUUCCUGCACGCUGCACUGCAUCCAUCAUAGGCGCUCUUGUAGCUGUUAUGCAUAUUAUUAAUUUGCCUCUUGUAGUGUAUUUUGCUGUAGAGCAGCCAGUGGAGACUUUUUUGUGGUCUCCUGUGUUUUUAGAGUGGUGCUACAUGGAGGUGUUUUUUUCUUCACUGCUUUUGGGGACCACAUUGUCAUCAUCGCAGCUAUUAUUAACUCUGUUGCCUCAGCUUGGCUUCGUGACGCCUCCCGUCUGCUAAUUCUGCUAAUCAUUCUCAUAACGCUACGAUGAAUGACAAGACUUAAAAAGCACUACAAAGCUAGUUUUAUGAAAUGUUCUUUACGUGAUCUUUACACACUGCGUCCCAUUCCCUGUGAUAUUUCCAUGAUGUUGCCUGACAGAAGAUUUCAGAAGACAUUAUCUUUUAUGGUAGCCUUUGAAUUUCACUUGAUUUUAUUGUUACAAAUGCAAAAUACAUUUUUGAUACAAAAAGUAAGCUUUCCUCACUUUGGAUUAUAUUGUUUUUUCUUAGUCACACUUGUUGUAGGGAUGGCAAUGUUAGUUUGUCAGUUGAUCCACCACUUUGGUCCAGAUGAGAUACCAUCUGUCCUGACUUUUAAUCUAGCGCCAUCAUCAGGUCAAAAAUGUAAAUUUGACCAGUGCUUUGGUUUAUUACCAAAAAUAAUGGCAUUUCCAUUAGCCUCAGCUGUAAUUUGCAUUUACUUCUAGUUAGCAAAUGUUAGCACACACACUGUGCCUGUUUUUUAUUUUAUUCAUUUAUUUUUCUGAGCACUGAGAGUUGAAAAAUGCUUUGGUUUUAAGUUUGGUUAAAAAGCUUCAGCUGCUCUUCACUGUCACUUUUGACCCAGCUGUGGGCUGGCUGUUUUCUGAGGAGCGCCUGGCAUUAUCAGCUGUGGAAAAAAGCUUUGGAGGACACAUUUAUCUUGUACAGAAGCAUUCAUCUCUCAACUCGGCUGAUUUUUGGUUUUAGGUUUACAGAUUUACAUUUUUUAAACCUUUUCUUUCUCCAAACAUAAACUAAACUAAACUAAACUAAUUCAAAAGUAAACAAGCACAAGCAUUUUUAAUAUAUUUAAUUUAAAAAUUAGUAAUGAAAUAAAUAAACAAGGGGAUAAUUUCAGCCCAAGUAUGACUUUAAAGUUGCCAAAAUCCAUCCAAGAUAUUAAUGUCAAAUGUCAGGACCAUCAUGCUUUAUUAAGAACUAAAUGCUGCUAAUUUAAGCUGUUCUAGUGUGAAGAGUUAUGUUGUUAAAGGUAUACUAUGCAGGAAUUGUGGGUUACUGUUACCCCAGACUGGCAUUUCCCACAUUUUUUUGUUUUUUCGUCAUCCUGAACACUACAAAAAUUACUGAGUUGGGUUACUUUUGUUUUAGUCUGUACAUUGAUCUGUAGAAAAAUCCUGCGUAAUAUACCGUUAAUGACUUGAGACAGUAUUCAAAAGUUUCCCAUUUUCUCAGAUGGUACUAUGAAUGCCUGAUGGCUGUCACUGCUGCUCUCCCUCUUCUCAUGCACGCCUUGGUGACUCAGGGUCCCAUGUGGGAUGCUGCCAAGUAGCCAAGAUGAUGGAGAUGACCGUUUUCAUGUUGUGAUUGUACAAACUCCCUCCCUGUAAGGUACACAGUCUCCUGCUGCCUCAGAGCCAGAGGGAAAUAAAAAGGAGGUGUAAAGCAA